AUGCCAGAUUACACUCACUUCAACCCCGGUCUUGCCCCGGAAUGGGUAGAAUUCGCAAAGACAUGGACACCACCUGUACCCCCAAAAGACCUGGCGGUGACCAAGAGGACUUUCAACAAGAGCCGAGCUGAGCUGUUCCGCAAAGUAUUAGGCCCAAUACACGGACUGUCAACCAAGGACAUUCUCAUCCCAACCAGGGACGGACAAGAAAUCCCAGGCCGCCUGUACUUCCCUGACGCCCAGGCCGAAUCUACUGAAUUGAAUCCGCUAUACAUCUUUUGUCAUGGCGGUGGAAGUCUUUUUGGAGACAUAGAAACAGAAGACAUGCACUGCCGUAUGUUCUGCGUCAAGGUUCCCUGUAGAGUCCUCAGUGUUGGCUACAGACAUACCCCAGAAUGGGUGUUCCCUACUCAGCUCCAUGACCUUCUUGACUCCAUAGAUUGGGUCACAGACGCUUCACGGGUACACGAGUUUCGGAUUGAUCUGAGCAAUGUUGUUCUUGGCGGUGUGAGUGCUGGUGGCACCAUGUGCUUAGGUGCUGCUGUUGCUGAGAUCGAGCAGGGAAAUCAUCGUAUAAAGGGCCUCAACAUCUCAAUUCCGUCAACUGUCCACCCUUCCCGCUUUCCGCGUCACCUAGUCAAGGACGGAUACUCAUCACUUGAGCAAAACGCAAACUCGCCGCUGCUCUCCACCGCCCGGCUCGACUUCUUGAAGUCCCUCCUCAAGGAUGACCCAGAAUCCCCAUAUGUGUCGCCACUACUGUUGCCAGACUCUACGUUGAAACAGUUUCCGAACACGGCGCUCCAUGUAUGUGGCGCGGACCCCCUGCGAGAUUCUGGCUUGCUGUUCGAGGAUAGGCUGAGACGACUGGGCGUAAAGACACGCUUGGAGGUCUAUAGUGGCUGGCCUCAUGCGUUUUGGAACUUGCCUCAUUUCAAAAUGGCGCAGAAUUACCGUGAAAGAAUGGUUGAAGAUGCAAAGUGGCUGUUCUUUGACAGAGAGCUCUAA
This is a messenger RNA of Fusarium tjaetaba, 1008 nucleotides long. Its product is annotated as alpha beta hydrolase fold-3. The record is from RefSeq and is a predicted model, not a curated record. Gene Ontology annotation, biological process: triglyceride catabolic process. The transcript has 3 exons. NCBI's taxonomy places the organism in Eukaryota, Fungi, Ascomycota, Sordariomycetes, Hypocreales, Nectriaceae. Gene Ontology annotation, cellular component: cytosol. The coding region runs from base 1 to 1008 and encodes 335 amino acids. Gene Ontology annotation, molecular function: sterol ester esterase activity; triacylglycerol lipase activity.